This is a messenger RNA of Silurus meridionalis, 1398 nucleotides long. RefSeq names its product SET and MYND domain containing 3 (gene smyd3). The record is from RefSeq and is a predicted model, not a curated record. The transcript is spliced from 12 exons. Lineage: Eukaryota; Metazoa; Chordata; Actinopteri; Siluriformes; Siluridae. Gene Ontology annotation, molecular function: protein binding. Gene Ontology annotation, cellular component: nucleus. Bases 30 to 1340 code for a protein of 436 amino acids.
GAGUUUUGGUAAGGUGUUGGAGUGAGAACAUGGCGGCCCCCGUGUCAGUGAGGAGUGGCGUGUGGGGUAAAAUGGAGCGGUUUCUCAGCCCGGGGAAAGGAAACGGAUUACGGGCUCGGGAUGAAAUUCAGGCCGGAGAGAUGAUUUACUCCUCAAACCCGAUCGCAUUCUGUGUGGCUCAAAAGUUUUUAAAAUCCACCUGCCAGACCUGCCUCUGCAGGAGUGAGUGUUUAUUGAGAUGUUCUCAGUGUAAGAGUUCUCGGUACUGCAGUGUUCAGUGUCAGAAAGAGGCGUGGCCUGAACAUAAGAGAGAGUGUAAAUGUCUUCAGCGUGUGUACCCAAGAGUUCCCACUGACUCGGUCCGACUGACGGCCAAAAUCAUCUUCACCCUGCUUAAUGAUCCUGAAGCGUACUCACAGGAGCUUUACUCUAUAUCUCAACACCAAUCACAUCUGGAAGAGAUGAGCGAGGAGAAGAGAGAAGGUCUGGUUCAGCUCUGCUCCAUGUUAAAGCUCUAUUUGAACUCUGAUGUUUCUCAGCUGCCAAGUGGUCUGGAUCCCACGAGUCUUCUUGCAAGAGUGAUGUGUAACUGUUUCAGUGUGAGUGAUGGAGAGCUUCAGGAUGUGGGAUUAGGACUCUACCCAAGCAUGUCUCUGUUAAAUCAUGACUGCAGGCCGAACUGUGUGAUGAUGUUUAUUAGAAAAAAACUUGAACUGCGAGCCGUACGAAGAAUCCAGCCACACGAGGAGUUGUGUAUCAGUUAUACAGAUGUUUUAGCUCCUCGUGUGGAGAGACGAACUCAGCUGCAGGAUCAGUAUCACUUCCUGUGUCAGUGUCAGAGAUGCAGUGAUGACAAGAGUGACUGUAUUAUGUUGGGAGGGGAGGAGUCCAGCUGGAUGGUCAUUAAAGAUGCACUUCCUCACCUGGGGACCCUACAAAAGGAAGAAAAGUGGGCGGAGCUUCAGCAGGCAUGUCAGGCUCUGAUUGGUGAAAACUGUGCUCUAGUCCCAGACUCUAAUGUGUACAUGCUGAGGGUUCUGGACUCGCUCCUGGAUGCCUGCAUCAGUCUCAGUCAGUAUGAGAUAGCACUUCAGUAUGGGACCAGGGCACUGAACGCAUACCUGUUGCAUUAUCCUGAUCCUCACCCAUCAUAUGCAGUGGAGCUGCUGAGAGUUGCGAAGCUGCAGCACUACAGUGGGGAGGUGGAGGAGGCAGAGAGAAGCUUCACUCAGGCGUAUGAGGUGAUGAAGGUGACUCAUGGUCGUGAUCAUCCUCUUGUUGCUGAAGUGUGCAGAAAGUUAUCUGAGUGUCAGGCUGAGAGACGAAGCCUUUAUUCAUGACUUUUUACAUAAAAAUUUAUUUUCACUGGAAUUAAACUUUAAAGCAUUUUCAUUCAGA